Molecule: messenger RNA, 2357 nt
Organism: Stegastes partitus (bicolor damselfish)
Lineage: Eukaryota; Metazoa; Chordata; Actinopteri; Pomacentridae
Gene: uevld
Product: UEV and lactate/malate dehyrogenase domains
Exons: 12
Coding region: 227-1639 (470 amino acids)
Biological process (GO): protein transport; pyruvate metabolic process; lactate metabolic process
Molecular function (GO): L-lactate dehydrogenase (NAD+) activity
Source: RefSeq, a predicted model, not a curated record
CAGGUAUUUGCAUCAGGUAUUAAGCGAAGCUGUUAUUCGGACCUUUUCUUCCCUCGCGGCUUGCCGUACCUGAGGUAACAAGUGGGCGCGGUCUGGAUUGGUCGCUUCGCUUAGCUACCCCUGAAAGUUUGCGGAAGUUUGUUUCUACAGCUGAAGUUGACGCCAACUACCAAAGAGGGUUCUAAUCAGAAAAAACGUGUUUUUUUUUUUUUUUUUACUUCAAUAGAUGGACCUCAAGUCAGAGAAAAUAGAGCGGAUCCUCUCCAAGUACAAAUUUCACGAUGUGGCUAUUGAGGAGCUGCAGAAGAUCCACCGUAUCUACCCCGGGAUGAGACCAUCCACAGGCACAUACACAUUCAGUGACAGCACUCAAAAAGACCUCCUGAAAUUAACCGGUAAUGUUCCCGUCAAAUAUGAAGGUCGCUCCUACAACUUCCCCGUUCAGCUGUGGCUCAUGGACUCAUUCCCCUUCACUCCUCCCAUAUGCCUCCUUAAACCCACUCCCAACAUGGUCAUCAGAGAGGGCAAGCAUGUUGACGCCCGAGGGCGGGUCUACCUUCCGGGUCUGCACAACUGGGAUUAUCCCAAGUCGUCUGUGGUGGGUCUUCUGAAUGAGAUGAUCGCCAAGUUCGAGGAGGAUCCUCCGCUGUCAUCCAAGACCGCAGGAGAGAACAAAGACCCCCAUGAACUCCUGGCGUUUGUGUCUAAUUUCCACAUCAGUGAUGGUGGAAUCAGACAUCACGACCAACCGAUCAACAAAGUCUCAGUUAUUGGGGGAGGAGAUCUAGGAAUGGCGUCCGUGAUGAGCAUUUUAUCCAAGUGUAAAGUGGAAAAACUUGUUUUCAUUGAUGUUGCUGAGAGUUCCACAAAGGGCGGCAGCACAGACCUCGAGAUUUUCAGUCUGCCAAAGGUGGAGGUAUCCAGAGAUUUGUCGGCAUCUGCAGGCUCCAGGGUCGUGGUAGUGACGGCGAAUGCAUGGAGCAGCGAGCAGUCAUAUGUAAGCGUGGUUCAGACUAACGUCGACUUGUACAGAGGGAUAAUCCCAAAUCUGGCACGUCUCAGCCCCAAUGCUGUGAUGAUCAUUGCAUCACAACCAGUGGACAUCAUGUCCCACGUUGCCUGGAGGCAGAGCGGCCUGCCUCCAACACGGGUGAUCGGAGCAGGCUGUAACCUGGACUCGGAGCGACUCAGUCAUGUCCUGGACAUUAACCUGAACACUCACAAACCAGCCUGGGUCAUAGGAGAACUUUCAGACAACAAAAUCGCUGUGAUGAGCAACACUGGGCUCAGCUCCAGUGUGAAGCCGGAGAUCGCCCCAGGAUCCAGCUCGACCAAACCGCUGCUAGACAGAGCGUUCGACAUCAUGAAGAAUCGAGGCCAGCGGUCGUGGUCUGUGGGUCUCUCCAUUGCUGACAUCACAAACAGUGUCCUGACAGAUAAGAUGAAGCCGCACUCCGUCUCCACACUGGCUCAGGGCUGGGGUGGCAUCGGAGCAGAGGUGUUCCUCAGCCUGCCGUGCAUUAUGGGAGCCAACGGUUCCACCCGCCUGGCUGGUGUGUCACUGGCGCAGGAAGACGACGCCAAAAUCAGGGAGAGCGUCACGUCCCUUUCUAACCUCAUGAGUCAGCUCAAGAUAUGAAGGAUCCAGUUUACUCCCCGGGCUUUACUUGAGCAGCCCGGGAAUUAGCUGCUGCUCACUGGCAUGGCAGCUGUGUGGUCGACACAGCAGAUGGACAGCGGUUGUGCUGGAGUUUCAGUUAGCUACUUACACUAACGUUUUUAAGUUAUGGAAAACUCUUCUGCCUUAAGUGUGUCUAAUUUAAUCAUGUGACUUGUAAAUCAAUCAUAUCAGUGGUACAGGUUACAUCUUGUAUCCAAAGUUACCUGGACGAUGAGAAGCUACUCGUUUUGUUGUUUGUUUGUACCACGUUACACGAAUGUACGGUUUUUGAAAGCCAUAAAUUAACAAAAUCAUUUAAAGAAUAUGUUUGAACUAAAUGUCAAUAACGGCUCAAGUGUAAUUUAACAAAAGAGGACUUUAACCUAAGAUUUAGGUGUUUUAUUUCUUACAGAUUUCUAUUGAAGAAAAUCACGGUGUUGGCAGGGAAAGUAUGAAGCAUGUGCGCUAUGUGCUGAACAGGGUGCAAUCGAUUGCCUCAAUGAGAACGUGUGUUUGUCACCUCGUCUCUAUAUUUAAUGAAAAAGCUUUUAAGUGCCUCCAUGUUCUUUACUCUCACUUCUGUUUACCCUGACUGUGUAAAAAGACUUUGCGCAGCUCGAUACGAAGCAACCUAAGAUAUGCACUGUAAAUAGGACGACAUGAUUUUGUGGGUGUGCAAUAAAUAUCUGACAGCAGA